This is a messenger RNA of Zootermopsis nevadensis, 4230 nucleotides long. The record is from RefSeq and is a predicted model, not a curated record. NCBI's taxonomy places the organism in Eukaryota, Metazoa, Arthropoda, Insecta, Blattodea, Termopsidae.
UACUUGCAUGUUCCAGUUAAUAAAAAUAACAAAUAAGCAAAUCUGUUAAGGAAAAUAGCUGAUUAAUAUGUGAGGUUGUUUGCCUAGCACUUUUACUGCAUUAUAAUGAAGUAUCUAUAAACUGUCCUAAUUCAUAAUUCAACAAAUCACAAGUUUAUAAGACCAGGUGAGUGUGGCCUUAAGUCUGGAAAGGCUGGUAAGGCCAACUUACAUGUGCAACCUGAAUCCCACCAAGGUAGCCCAGCAUCAAAUAAAGGACUAAGAAAGAAGAUCAAAUAAUAUAGCUGGAGGUAUGUCAUUAACAAGACUGCAAGAACUUGUGCAAGAAGGGAUCAAAGGAGUGAAAAAAGAAGACUGGGCCUGUUAUUAUAGCUAUGAUAUGAACACCGAAAAUUCCUAUCGGGAAAAGGACACAAUUAUGGAGGAUGUUAUUAUUAACUUGGGCGACACUGACUACAGUGAUGGUGAUAGUGACAGUGGUACUGAUACCAAAGAUGUAGAAUCAUUCAUGUUUGAUUUCAUUCCCCUAUAGCAUAGCUCAUGUGACUGAAGACAAGGCUUGUGAGCAAGAAGUAACAGUUGAUGGUACCAUAGACUUCAACAUGGACCUCAUCCCUCCUGACGAUGAAUGCAAUAUAUACAAGUGGCAUGCAGAUGUUGUGGGUUACAACAUGGACGUGACUGUCAACUAUUUAGAUUUAGAUGAAGUUGCUGGGAACUAUUUAAUCAUCAGCCCAGGACCCUCACUGGUGCAAGAUGAAGCCAGUGUUGUCCUAACUGGUAUCAUCCAAACCACAAAAAAGAUUCGAGUGAUGGAUCAUAAUGAAAUGUCUGUACUACUGGUCACACAAAACAAGAUCACCAAUGGAACCAGGAAGAACAAUGGAUUUCAGCUCUCCUAUGAAGCUUUUGGAGAAUUGACAACAGAGCCAUCCACCACAACAUCAAGACCCACACCACCACCUGCCCCUUCAGAUGUUGAUGACGACAUAAGUGUAUAUGUGAGUGGCAUAACCCCCCCUCAGUUUUACAAGAAAAGAGGUUCAUUUAAGGAAGUUGUUGCCGAGAUGGCCAAUGACUACUGCAGUGAAAGCAAGAAUAUUCAACUUCAAAAGAACGCAACGUCAAGUGAUGUGAGACUCCAAUUGAUUACUGAGUGUCCAAGAACAUGGCCUAACUGGGAAACCUGCAUAAAAGUAAACCUCACCAUACCACUCCAUGUGCUCGGAAGUGAUUAUCAACUAGACAGAACAAGUCUUGAAGAAAUGUGGAAUAAGUAUGCAAAAAAAGGUCUGGAGAAAAUUAAUCUGAAGGUAUACCAGGUGCCAGACAAUGAAGAGAUGCUGCACCUCUGGCUGUACAUCUCACUGGGUGUGGUAGCUAUAUUCACACUACUCAUGAUUGUCGUGUGGCGCCUUGACCUCUUCAAUACCAGUAACAAGAAAGGAACUGCACCACCAUUUGGAAGGGUAAGCACUGCAAGUACUGACUCCUGGAUAUCAAACUCAUACCAAGAGGUUCCACCAAUGACAGACCUCCUCUACGAUGAUACCUAUAAUAAAACAAGAGCAAAUGAGGACAACAUAACUUCACCAAAGACAUUAAAUACGUCCCAUGAUGAAAGAACAAAGUCAUUGGAUGAGUUUGGUGCAGCCUUCUACUUCCAAAAUCGUGUCUCCAACAUUGGCUAUGAUAAUCCUUCAUUUGACGUCUCCAGUGAGCAGCAUCACCAGAAGAAUACGAACACUGACGAUUUCAGUUCUGAUGAUGAGUCAAUGUUAGGAGCCAAUACAAUGAAUAACACAAGGCCAAAUCAUGACCACCUGUAUGAAGCUCCAAAGCAAGUAACAUACCAGGAUCAAAAUAACGAAUCUGCCCUCUAAUGCAGUGCUGAGGGAAUGCAAAGAAGUGGAUGCACAAAUGCAGCAACAUUUCUCUGACAGCAGUUUACUACAGUGGAGCCCAACAUGAUCAGUUAACAUAUUCCACACUACAUGGGCACCAAACACACAAAUAAAAUUAAUUUAUUCACAUCCCUCCCCCCACCUGUACACCUGAAAAUGCUAUUUAAUUUGUUCCUCAUGGCCAUAAUGGUUGAACAUUUAAUGUUCUCUUGCUAUGUCAUAGAGACAGAACUAACAUGAUGCCUUUCACAUAGUUACACCAGUUGCAAAGUUAUACACCAUAACAUCAAGUAACAACUAUAACUUUAUGAAAUAACAAGGUUAAAAUAUGAGGUUAAUCUAUCUGACAAGAGUUAAUUAAUUUACUCGUAAUUUUAAACAAAAUUUUGUCAUUCCAUUGUUAAUAAUUUUACAUCUGAAAUAUUUCCUAUACUGCACACCUCACUGUAUUGAUUCUUAACAUGUUUUAAUGGACUGUACAAUAAAUUACAUCUGUCCACAAAACAAAUGGUAGAAAUGUAACUUUCAAACACAUUAUAUGGACAUGCUAUUACUGCAUAAUAAAUUCUUCCUGAGCUACCACCUUACACAGCCUGAGAAGAAUUCAUUAUACUUGGUCACUGUAAAAGCUUCAGAUCAAACAUGCUAUUACUGUGUACAAAAUUCACAGUUAAUAAAAAAAAAAUGUUUCAGAACACAAUGGCAGCUACCAGUGAAGUUUAAAGGCCACCAACCAAUUAAUCUUAAUUUCCAUUUACAUAACUUAUAAACAAGCAAGCCAGUUGCAGUGGCCACACGGUCUGAGGCAUAGACCUCGUGCGCUUGGACACUGGGUUCAAAUCACACUCAAGGCAUGGAUGUUUGCAUCUUUCCGUAUUGGGCUGUCCUGUAUAGGUAGAGGCCUUGUUCAAGGUGUCCUACCAAAUGUCUAAUAAGAUUAAAUGAAUAAAUUGAGUACCUUGACACCUGCGGGUAGAAGAGGAUAAAGACUAAAAAACAACAAGAAAGCCUUAUUUUAUUGGUGUACCUCAUAAUUAAAGGUUAUAUAAACAGGGAAAUUACUACGCAAAUCAGGUAUGUUGUCACUAAAGAGAUUCAGAUACCAAACUGGGUUCUGAUAGGCAAUUUACAAAUUAUAUUUAACAAUCUAGUAAAAAUUAAACUACAAUGUUUUAUGAAGUUAAUAAGUGGCUGCCAGAUAUAAUUCAAAGCAACUAAUUUUUACUUGUUUUUGGUGAAAAUUUUGAAUACAAAAUGUAAAUGUCACAUUCCCAACACAAGUGAACAGACACUGUUUCAAAUCUACAGCACAGAGUGAACUCCCAUGUCAACAUUCAUAAAACUGAUAGGAGGGAUAAUGCUACCCCUACCCAAAUGUAAUAAAUUUAGUUACCUGAUUUGCUUUCAGGUGCACAUUUUAUAGUCUGUAAAAAUUAAUGGGAUUCCAGUACGUGAUAUUCUUAAUCUUUGAUCACAGCAAACAAAAAGGUCUAUGACAUAACAUGAAACUCAUAAUUCUUUCAAGGACAUAAUUCAUUCCAUCAUUAAUGGGACUAUCAAUCAAGUACCUACUUAACAGACUGAUUACUUCAAAUUAACCAGUUUACCCUCGAAGUGGCAGCUGAUGAUUUUCUGACAGCUACUCUGAAAGAACAACCCUCAAAUUCUUGGAAGUUCAGUAAGGCAUUCUUAGUUCCAAAAAAGAAGUUUCUGAAUGUCUGUAGCAGCAGUUUGUGGCAUCCCUAUAACCAAGCCUCACACAUCUAGCCCUCAAAAUGAUUGUUCAGCUUCACAUUCUUGUUAAUUUAGACCCAGGCAGCUCCAAGAGCCCCAAUGAUGGUGGACAUGACAACAAAGAGAAAGAUCCCUGCCUCUGCCAGAAGCUGAACUCCAUCCAUCCAGCCUGCACUCAGUCAUUUCACUCACUUACAAUUGUUCCAAAGUUUGACUGUCAAGUGUUCAUCAGAUGUGUAUUUGGAAUUAUGUUUUCUGCCACUUCUAGGGUUUGUGACACAAAAACUGUAAUAAACUUAUACAAGAGAAUAUAAUUGUGACCUCAAAUUUUAAGCUUACUAAAUACAGUACAUAGAACUUACUGAUCCAGCAGUAUUUUAUGUCAACCUUCUGUAUGCUGUUUAAUUCAGAAAACAAAGCCUUUUUGUCUGUAAAUUUCAAUGACAAAAAGUCACAAACAAAUGGCAGGAGUCUACAUUUUUACUAAUAUCAAAAACACAAGUAUUCUUAACUAAAAUAUCCAAUUUCUGUAUAAAAUGUCUUGCUUGUACAUGGAAAAGGAAGUCUGAAUAAACUGUUAUAGAGAACAUUA